Messenger RNA from Odontomachus brunneus, 2736 nucleotides. RefSeq names its product sphingosine-1-phosphate phosphatase 2-like. NCBI's taxonomy places the organism in Eukaryota, Metazoa, Arthropoda, Insecta, Hymenoptera, Formicidae. Gene Ontology annotation, molecular function: sphingosine-1-phosphate phosphatase activity. Gene Ontology annotation, cellular component: endoplasmic reticulum membrane. Gene Ontology annotation, biological process: phospholipid dephosphorylation; sphingosine metabolic process. The coding region runs from base 683 to 2023 and encodes 446 amino acids. The transcript has 6 exons. The record is from RefSeq and is a predicted model, not a curated record.
GGAUUUUCCACUCAAGAUUGGCAGUUGCUUGAUUCAGGAAUUCGAACGAGUUGUCCAUCCGAUUGAGUAAAGUCCUUGUUUCAUGAUCGAACGUGUCCAAUGCUACGGUAAAUACAAGAAAUUACGAUGAUUGACUGAAAGCCAGGUCGACACAAAGUUUCCUGACGGUUUCGUGGUUCGAUGCUCAGCUUGCGAUCUGCGUGGAAUGAUUUACGGCCAACGUGCCCGGCGCGUGCCCCGGAGCGUAUUGCGCACGUUUUACACGAAUGUAGUUCGCUGUGGUCCGCUGUGAUUCGCGUUCACACGCAGCUGACGUGAGCCGGGAGCGUUUCCUCUUUGUCAGACCGGUGCUAUUCAUGCCGCGUAUAAGUAAACAAAUGUACAAUCGUCGCGGAUUAUAUCCAAACGAAAACUGAUUCUGAUUCUAUCGCAGGGCGUAAUGGUCGUCGUAUGCGGCCCAAAUGAUGUGCACGCUUUAAAACCGGUUCCAGCAAGAUUUUACCGUACAUCAAUCACACGCGGUGUUCGGUGUCAAUGAAACCGGUCAUUAACAGAGAAUUGUGAUAUCAGUAAAUAGUUACGAACUGUUGUUUGAUCGUCCUCCGGCGAUCUCAUCGGUGGAAGUGUCGAUAACACUACUACGACCACUCGACAUGAGGAAGCGAUAUUAAUUGUCCCGAGAAUGGUUGGAUCGGAGAUAAUUGACUAUUUGAAGGACUCUCAAUUAGUCGCAAAUAUACAGGAAUUUUUCGGCGUUAGUAUACAUUACGACAAACAUUCCGAGAAAUUCGAGAUCAGUAAAGAGUCGCGAAGCGACGACGAGGACAAAUGCAUUUGCACAGAAGUCGAUCAUAACGAUGGGAAUCAUCUUUUAACUUGCCGUAAUCAAAAGACAAAUGGCUGUGACACUAGUAGUAAAGAGUUCAAUGGAUAUAUAAAGCAAACGGAGCUACCACAACGGUCGGAACAUGAGUCAGCUGAUAAACACAAAGAAGAGACAAUUCCAGAGAAUCCACACUACACAAUUAACAAUCUAUUUUGGUAUUAUCUAUUUUUAUUUGGGACUGAAUUGGGAGAUGAGAUCUUCUAUUCAACCUUUAUACCUUUCUGGUUUUGGAACAUCGAUGGAGCUGUUGGCCGACGAGUAGUCUUGGUAUGGGCUACUGUUAUGAGUAUCGGACAAGCACUGAAGGAUGUGAUAUGUUGGCCCAGGCCGACGUGUCCGCCAGCGGUCAAGCUGCAGAGUAAAUGGUCACAAGAGUACGGAAUGCCAUCUACUCACGCCAUGAUCGGCGUCUCGAUUCCCUUUAGUGUAGUAUUAUUCACAAUGAAUAGGUAUAUUUAUCCAGUUUACAUCGGCUGCACUGUCGCUUUUCUCUGGUGUGCACUUGUGAGCACCAGCAGGCUUUACCUGGGCAUGCACACUGUACUGGAUAUUGUGGUAGGUGUGAUAUUAGCGAUUGUUUUAAUGAUUCCAUUAGUACCUCUGGUAGACGCGAUGGAUUUUUACAUCGUCACGAACUUCUGGUGUUUGGCGAUAAUGAUUGCCAUUAGUAUUGCCGUUAUCGUAUACUAUCCGUGCAGCGAUAGGUGGACGCCUACCAGAGGCGACACUACGAUGGUCGUAUCAGUAACUGCGGGAGUUCACGCGGGAACAUGGCUGAACUAUUACAUCGGUGUGUUGAGUAAACCGUUGUUCUCGCCGCCAUAUCACAUCAUUUGGCCGACGUAUCCUAUGCUCGGUAGUCUGAUCUUCAGAACUAUACUUGGUUUUUGCAGCGUCAUUGCGACAAAAGCUAUCUGUAAAUCUUUUAGCUACGCGACAAUGUGUGGCAUACUGCGAGUCAACUCUAAGGAGCUAAUGAAGUCCCAGGAUUAUAGUGGAAAUCCAAAUAAGGUUUUCGUCGAUUUAGUCUACAAAUAUGUAUGUUGUUUCAUGAUAGGUGUAAAUACGGUUUAUCUACUGCCAAAUGUGUUCGGUAUGUUGGGUAUCGAGCGACCGACUUUCUAUACAGAAAUAUGAGAAACUUAAUACGUAACUUGUUAUCUAAUUUAUAUUGCUAUAUGAAAUAGAUUUUAUAUCUCGUUUAUUUACAUACUGUUCGAUCUUAAAUUUACGUAAUCGAUGAUCUCCAAUUUGCCGUAACUCUAUUGAACAAUCGUUUUCUUACGAUAUUUUGAAUCUAUUUUGCCAAGAUAGAGCAUAUAUCUUGAACAGUAAUGUUUGAGAGUAAAAGCUUUAACGUAUAAUUAAAAUUUUUUAGUAUAUUAAGAUAUAAAAAUAGGAAACUAAAAAUAGAAAAUCUUGUUUUAGUAUUAUAAAAAGGAAAAACGCCAAAGCAUAGUCUCGAACAUUUGCGUCACAUUUAUUGCACUAAUACAUCUACUCGUAAUAUCUGAAAUAUACAAAAAUAUAUUAAUAAGAAGAAAAUUAGGAAAUGGUUCUAUAUAGAAAGAAAAAAUGUAACUUCGUACCCCAAGAUUGUAAUCGAAAUAGGCCUUUGCACUGUCUUUCUUUACGGCAUAUGGAAGUAAAACAUCACGUGAACAAGUUUUUUCAUCUGUAACAUUUAUGCGAUCAGAAUUGACGAGUACUACUACGUCAUCGAUCGACACCUGCAAGUGAUAGAACAUAUCAAAAUUUUUAUCUGAUUAAACAUCAUUGGUCAUUAAGUUAGCUGUAUAUGACUCACAGUCUUCGGCAUGUCGAAUAAAGCAAUUAAACUUUCAACUGGA